CAAAGACUCACGGUAGUGACCUAUAAAGCAGAAGACAGGUCCUGAUACAUCAAUCGAGCGGGGUUUAUCUUCUCUUUAAACCAUGUUUUCCUCGCCUUAAAGCCCUCAUUGCUGCAACUUCAAGUAGCCGACAUGAUGGCCUCUACUAGUAAAAUGAAAAAGAAGAAGAAGUUUCGCGCCGUGAGCCAAAAAGUGAAAGUGUUUCGAUCGAACGAUCCGCUUUUGAGUGUGUUUAUGUGGGGGGUUAGUCAUACGAUAAACGAGCUAGCCCAUGUGAAUGUACCGGUAAUGCUAAUGCCAGAUGACUUUAAGGCCUACUCGAAAGUGCGUGUGGACAACCAUUUAUUCAACAAGGAAAAUCUUCCAAGUCAUUUCAAGUUCAAGGAAUACUGUCCAAUGGUCUUUAGAAACCUCAGGGAACGUUUUGGUAUUGAGGACAAGGAUCUAGCCGAAGCUUUUCAAGUUCCACCGAUUUCUAGUGACUCCCCAGGGCGAAGUGGAGCCAAGUUCUUUCUCUCUCAAAACAAAAGGUUUUAUGUCAAAGUAAUUGAAAGUGAGGAGGUGGAGAGACUACACAAUAUCCUUCAGCCCUACCACCAUCAUAUAGUUGAGCAACAUGCCAAUACACUACUACCACAGUACCUAGCCAUGUACAGAGUAACAGUAGAUGGUAAAGAGUCCUAUAUGCUGGUGAUGACAAGUGUGUUCAGCACUCGACUAAAAAUUCACAAGAAGUAUGACCUUAAAGGCUCAACUGUGGACAGACAAGCAAGCCUAAAGGAGAAGACUAGAGACAACCCAACAUUUAAAGAUAAUGAUUUUACUAAGGAUAAUGUUAAGCUAGUCAUUGGUGAUGAAGCCAAAGCAGUAUUAGUGGAGAGGAUAAAGGCUGACGUUGAGUUUCUCAUCAGUCUGAAUAUAAUGGACUACAGCCUUUUAGUAGGCAUCCAUGACUGUGACCUAGCGGACUCGGGUGAUGAUGAAGAUGAUGAGGGGGUGGGGGAUGAAGAAGCCCGAACAGAUAGCAAUGAGGAGAGUGAGUCCGACUCCCCCCAGGAGCUGAAUAUGUCCACAACCCCUCCUGAAACACCCCCGACAACUCCUCCAGCCAAUGACAGAGAGCAUACCACCAGCUUUUGCAGUAAUGAAUUUGACGAGAGGAAUGAUGGUGAAGAGGUUGUUUUCUCCUUGGUCAGUGCUGAAGGUGGCAAGAGAGAGAUAUACUUCAUGGGGAUCAUAGAUGUCUUGACUUACUACGGCGCAGGGAAGAAGGCAGCACAUGCAGCAAAAACAGUCAAGCAUGGGAUUUCAGGCUUACAGUGGAGAGUUGUCCCAUGGAGAACAGUCAUGCUAUCACAAAACAUUGAUGAGGAUAUGCUCAACAACAACCAUAGGGCUGGCGCAGAGAUAUCUACUGUUAAACCUGAGAAUUAUGGACGGAGAUUUCUGGAGUUCAUUGAUAAGAUUAUAGAGUAAACAGUUUAACCUUCAAGUCUAAAUUAUUAUACUAUCCAAAUGAUUUUAUCAUUUAUUUGUAUUGUACAGAUUUGAUCAAGUGACAGUUCGCUUAUUCAAUUUACACCUUUGUUCAAUAUUAGGUUUCAAUGCAGUUGAUAGGCAGCAGAAAACAAGUUUAAACUUGUUAUUGUUAUGCACUUGUUAUCGUUAACAAUACUUGAGCCUGCGAACCGUAUAUCUGACCUUGUCCCAGGCGUUCCUACCCGACAUUGUAAUUGGGUUUCCUGUGGCUGUGAGAGCCGUGACGUCACAAGAAAGCCUUUCCCUGUUCUCUGGGCUUGCUCCCUCCAGACCUCCUCGUCUCACAACGAACCACAGGUAUACCGAACAGAACGCCCGUACUUGGCUGUUAGGUAUCGCGACUCAUAGCGCGCAAUUCUUUUUGUAUAUUGUAUGUUGAUACUGUAAUCUUGCGCAUCAAAAGAAGUAAAAAAUAUAUUCGAAAUAAUUUGCGAUAGCUAGAUUUAGAGGAGUUUAGCCGAUAUGAGAUUUUUCUUUGAAACAUGAUGAACUACAUAACGAUUAUCCACCGGAUAAAUACUUAUCCAGACUUUGCGCAACCUGUCGCGGGAGGUUACUAGGAAAAUUCAAGUCAAUAUAGAAGACAAGAGUAACUGAAUGACUCCCGAGGCGUAAGGCAUGGCAUAUCGAACCUUCCUUGCUACAUACAAAUGUGUGGUAAUACCCAUGUUACUGAACCGUAGCAGCUCUUCGCAGGCCCGCAACACGAUAAGUGUGCUCUACAAUAAUUUAGUUACAGUGCUCUAGUCUGAAAAAUAGAUGGGCUGAAACUUGUGUACAUCUUUAAAGCAGCAAUACCUUGUGGUUAAUUGGUGAACAAGGGAAUAUUCAAGUAUCCAAGAAGUACAAGUUAGGAGACUUUUUGUGGGAAAUCCUUUCUCAAGGGCAUGUCAAGUCACUUGACACGCAACCUUAGUUUUCCCAAGAUGGUGUUUAGGGCUUGGAGCUUUUCGUUGGUUUUUAAAAUGCCAAAUGUUUCAACUCUUGAAACCUCAUUUUUCGUCAUGACACAUGUUACGCAAUAAAUGUUUCUAUUAUUCAUAUUGAAGGUUACCGUGUCUAGAGUUUUGGAGAAUCACUGACAGGUUGCAGUUAUAUAGAUUUUGGUCUUUUAUACUUAGCAUCAAAAGAGAUAGAUAAAAUUACUUAUAACAACUGCGUGGACCAUUUUGCAGCAAAUAAAUAUAGAAAAAACACACCGCGAAAA
Molecule: messenger RNA, 2746 nt
Organism: Nematostella vectensis (starlet sea anemone)
Lineage: Eukaryota; Metazoa; Cnidaria; Anthozoa; Actiniaria; Edwardsiidae
Product: phosphatidylinositol 5-phosphate 4-kinase type-2 alpha
Exons: 10
Coding region: 133-1476 (447 amino acids)
Biological process (GO): phosphatidylinositol metabolic process
Molecular function (GO): phosphatidylinositol kinase activity
Source: RefSeq, a predicted model, not a curated record